AUGCCCUGGAUGAGUGUGAAGGUAGGGGGCCAACGUCAAUUAGCGGAAGCCUUACGCAAGCUCGAGUGGGCUAGACCAGGCAAGGUUGCCUUGAAAUCCCUACUGACUAGUCGACCAUAUACUCGUAUUCAACGCGAGUUCAGCUUCUUCAACAAUCUCAUACCUGCCAUUCACUUAAAUGGGGAAGGUGAGGCCGAGGUCGAGAAGAUUUCCAGAGAGAUCAAUGUUGUUAUUGAAAGCAAGAUUAAGGACCUUAGCUCCUGGCUCCAGCUCCUACCUGAAGAACAGCAAACUCUGAAAGAGGAACUGAACCGGAUUCCGCAUCAGACAUAUCUCUGGGUCCACCUGAUAUUUGAAAUUAUCAAGGAUAGCGUCGACAUUACGAAAGAGUCUUUACGCACAGCUGUCCGCAAUCUUCCCCCAACAAUCGAGGCUGUUUACGAUAAAAUUCUAUGCAAGACUCGCAAUCCUUCAAAGGCAAAGAGGAUUUUGCAUAUUGUCGUAGCCGCUGUAAGGCCAUUGACUCUGGAAGAGAUGGCCCUGGCUCUGGCGAUCAGGGAAAAUCACAAGGGAUAUGGUGACCUCGACCUCGAACUAGGGGGCUGA
Molecule: messenger RNA, 606 nt
Organism: Cladophialophora psammophila CBS 110553
Lineage: Eukaryota; Fungi; Ascomycota; Eurotiomycetes; Chaetothyriales; Herpotrichiellaceae
Exons: 1
Coding region: 1-606 (201 amino acids)
Source: RefSeq, a predicted model, not a curated record